AUGCUCGGGAAGCUCUUCAACCUCGGCGCUGGCUCCGGGUCUGGGGCGCCGCCCUCUCCCCAGCCCUCGUCCCACCGGCCCUUUCCGCUAGAGUCGGUCCAAGAAGACAUCCACACGCGGCAUUUGCUCUUUCCGGACCCUCAGGACUUGUACGAGCACCGCGUCAACCAGUUGUACCCCUUGUCCAGCGGUGCCACCGCCCCCACCGGUUCCGCGACGAACGCCUACGAUUACAAUGCCGAUACCGAGCUCGACGUGCGCGAUGUCCGCAUCAUCAUCAUGCAGGACGCCUUGAGCUCCGUCGCAGCCUCCCUCCUGUACGAUAGCCAGCCCGCCCCACCCGUCCCGGCCGCUUCCAUGGACCGCCCCUCCGCGACCGCCGGCUCGUAUUCUGUCCAAGAAGCGCGCCGGAACCCAGCCUCCCCCCGAAAGCCCAGCCUCAGCCACUCGCAGCGCCCCAUCGUCAUCCAGCCAGGGAGCCCAAAGGUUCGGCAGGGCGCCUUCGACAGGAGGCCCUCGGUCCACAGUCGCAGCCAGGCCCACGUCGAGAGCGAUGCCCAGCGCGCCUGGCGCGAGUACCGCGAGGAGCUGGCCACCUUCUCGAGCUGCAUCUUCGGGAACUCGGAGCUCAUGGCUCACAAGGGGACCUCAACCAAGGUCCACGUCGUGCCUUCAGACGUCCGCUCGGGCGACUCUGGCUCCGCCCUUGGAGACGGCCGCGGCUCGUUGGGCAGGUCUACCGUGAGGGCCAGCCGUCUCUCACACUCCUUCUCGUCCGAGAACCCCUCGGCUUUCCCCGCCCCUCCCACGCCAGGCGGCCCCGGCCGGAGCCAAGAUCGGAAGAAGGUGCUGAUCACUAGGUUGUUUCCCGUCAACCUCCCGCUGGACGACGAUUUGCCUCCCCACCACGGCGGAUCCUCCGACGAAGCGACGGGCUACCCGUUUCCGCAGAGCGCCGAGGACGCAAAAGCCAAGAAGAAACGGUUGCAGCCGAGGCAGAAGAGGACGCCCAUGUAUGCCGUGGCCCUCAUCAUCACCCUGCCCCCCUCGCCCCAUUCCGUGCCAGCCACGCUACGUUCCGGAUUCAAAGGGCCCGGUUCCUAUGCCGAGCAGGACGCGUUCUCGUCCUCCUUCGGUUCUGCCAGACGCUCCGGCUGGACGCUGGUCGGCCACGGCGGCGGGUUCGGCGGACCCGAGUCUCUCGACUCGAGUUACGGAAACGACAUGGAGGACCAAAUCGACGCCAUCACGCAGCACUGGGACAUCAUCAUGCGGACCCUGAGCCACCUGCAGACCGUGGUCGCCGGGACCCUGUUCACGAUGCUCAGGCAGAUCGACCUGGCGUCUCCGGACCCGCUCCAGGCCUUGUCCCUCCAACUGGCUAGGACAUCAUCGGCACCUGGCCGGCGCAGCGAGGACGGGCACCCCCUCGAGAAGCCCAAGACGAACGCGAAGCACAUCACCCUGCUGCCCAACUGCCUCCUCGAAAAUCGCAAGAUCGGCGCCGAGAUCGAUGCGGCAAAGACGCGGAUUGUCGCCGGCAUCCGAGCCUCUCGCGUGACCACGGGCCAGAACCGGUGGCCGAUCUGGCGGGAAGAGGCCCGCUGGGUGGCCAAGUGGGCCAGCGGCAGGGAGCAGGGCGUCUUCUUCUUCUUCAACCUGCUCACGGGCUUCCUCGCAACACAUACCGAUUGGCUCCAGGCGCUGAGCCCGCCCGCGUAUCGCCGCCGGUACCUCCUCCUCCAGCAGCAGAAGGGGCGCUCCGAGGAGGACACGCUUGUGCCAUCUCGGACCGUCAUCCUGAGCGACGAUAAGAUCGCGGCGCGGCGGCUGGUCUUCCUCUUGUCUGCUUUCCUGCCGGCCUCCCAACAGCUCCCCGGCAUCAAGCCCCACCGGCCCAGCACUCCGGCCUCUUUCGGCACCCUCUCGCAGUCCCCCCCGUCGUUCGUUAUUCCCAUCCUCAAAGAGGAGUCGCUGCGCAGGAAGAUCAACCGCCGCACGGGCUCGCGAAUGCCGUCGCACUCCCGCAACCUGAGUCUGCAGACGCAAAACACGCGCCCGGGGACCGUUCCCCCUCCCCUGGCGCACCUCAGCAUGGAAGGUAGGCACGAGAGGCGCGCCUCGGAUGCCGCAUCGAUCCGCACCACCCACCUGCCCAUCCGCGGGAGCGAUCUACACACGCGCAAGAGCAGCGCUGCCACCACCGCGACCGUCACACCCGAGACCAGUAUUCCGCACUUCUCCACCGUCCACCGGACCGAAAUCUUCGCCCAGGGCCGCCCCGGGAGCAGCAACAGCGUAGCUGCGGACGACCUGAAGCGGCUCGCCCGGGACGACAGCCCCGCCUCCCAGGGCUCCCCCGCCGGCGAGCGCAGGCAAGGCUCCAGGUGGAGCGUCAUCAGCGGCCUGUGGAAUGCUCGCAGAAGGGAGUCGACGAGCAGCUCCCACGUGCCCCUCGACGGCGGUCACAACGGGGGCCCCGCGCCGCCGGCAAAGGCGCGACAGUCCUCCGUCACAUCAUUGGGCAAGACGGCUCCGCCGGGAGCGGAGGGCGCGGCAAGGACUGGAGCCGCCGGUCCGGCGAGCGAGACGCGCGACGAUGGGGCCAUCGGUCCCGGGGACACCACGCCACCACCACCCCGGGCGUCUACUUUGGCGCUCUCUGAGCAACCGGGUGCCGUGAACAAGGCGCUGCCGAGGGCGCCGGACCCGACCGGCGCCUUCGAAUCUCCCGUCAAGACUUCAAUUAAUGCAGACGACGGCGUCAUCGACGUGGACGUGCCGUUGCCAGACUUCAUCACGUCGUUCGAAAGUGCCGUAAGCUCGCCUUCGAGCAGCGGCUACCUCUCCGCCUCGGGAUUCGGCACCGGACUCGACGCAUUUGAGCAAUGUUUCCGCUUCGCCGCCGACGGAGACGUGCCGCUCAACGUCGCCGGCUGGCUGCAGCACUACCACCCGGACUUUGUGCUCCAGGCCCUCCCAACCCAGCAUGGCAUCCUCGAGCAAAUCAAGGAGUCAAUGCGUGCCGAGCCCAUGCCGUCACUCUUCCCAUAUUCGUCAAGCGAAUCCUCGACGUCAACCUCAUCCGCAGCGGACCUCCCCUCGGAGAGAUGGGUCGAGGUCACCUCGGCCAUCGUCGCCGACACCACUACGUUCACCGUUACGCGCCUACGCUACCGUCGCCUGAUCAGGCUGAAGCAGCAGUACGGGCAGCAGCCCAGCAGCCCCGCACCAGCACCGACCACAACCUCGUCAACGACACCCACCACAACAGCAGCAGCAACAGCAGCAGCAACAGCAACAUCGAACCCGCCGACAUCGUCCUUCAACGAGGUGCUCCUCAAAGACGAGUUCAUCGAGGAACCCGUCGUAACCUUCGACGACGUCUUGGCCGAGGCAGUAGAACGCGUCAUCGCGACCGUCGGCACGGGAAACAGUACCAGCAUCGCCGAAACGGCCGCCGCCAGCAAGGUCAACUACUCGACGAGCUCGUCGCGGUCGACCAGCAAGCGCCGGGAGAAGGAGAGGGAAAGGAGGAAGGAGAGGGAGAAGGAGGGAGAGAGGAACAGGGAGAGGCGAGACGGCGUGCCAGCGGUGCCUGCGCCCGGUGGUGCCGACCCUGCGACGCCGACCGGAGGGACUCCAACCGGGUCGCGGACGGCGGGGUCACAAGCGGGCCCCGCACCACCACCACCACCACCACCACCACCUCCUCCUCCUCCUCCUCCUCCCCCCGGGGCGAGCUCGAAUACUCAGGCGGGACCUGUGUCGGCUAUCUCUUCGCUGGGUGUCGUGGCGGGGGGUUCAUCAUCAUCAGCAGCAGCAGCAGCAGCGGCAGCAACAGCGGGAGACGAAGUAGGAGGAGGACUGCAGGAGGUGCCGCGGUCGCAGUGCAAGACGGUCUUGCUGGGCGCGUUGGAGGAUAUCAUUCAGGACGUUAUCGCGGAGAGGGAGCAGGGGCAGGAACAAGAGCGGGAGCGGGAGGGGGAGAAGGAAGAAGAGGGACGGAAACGGGAACAGGAGCAGCACCGGGGAGGAGACGGUAGUCACUCCCACCGCCAGAGGGGGGAGGCUGUCGGUGCUGGGUUAGCGGGCGCGAGGGAGAGGGAAAGCCCGCUGCGGGAGGCGGUCAGGAGCUGGAUAGAGAGUCUGGAUUUCGUGGUUGGCGGCGGGGCCGGCGAUUAA
This is a messenger RNA of Thermothelomyces thermophilus ATCC 42464, 4185 nucleotides long. RefSeq lists its product as uncharacterized. The record is from RefSeq and is a predicted model, not a curated record. Lineage: Eukaryota; Fungi; Ascomycota; Sordariomycetes; Sordariales; Chaetomiaceae. The transcript has a single exon. Bases 1 to 4185 code for a protein of 1394 amino acids. Gene Ontology annotation, cellular component: cytoplasm. Gene Ontology annotation, molecular function: ATPase inhibitor activity; protein-folding chaperone binding.